UUGUUAAUAGGAGGUAUUAAAGAUGAUCACACAGAAGACCAACUGCGAGAAUAUUUCUCAAAUUAUGGCAACGUGCAAAAUGUUAGCAUUGUCACCGACAAAGCCACUGGUAAGAAGCAUGGUUUCGGAUUUGUCGAAUUUGACGAUUAUGAUCCAGUGGAUAAAGUGUGCUUGAAUGCCCCCCAUAAAAUUAAUGGAAAACAGUUGGAUGUUAAGAAGGCUCUUCCUAAGGAUGGAUCUGACCAAAGAGGAGGAAAUGAUAACUGGGGUAAUUCUGGAGGAGGUUAUGGAAGCAACCAAGGAGGUGGAUGGAAUAAUGCUAAUCCUUGGGAUAACAACCAGGGUGGUUGGGGUGGAAACCAAGGAAGUGGUUAUGGAGGUGGAAGCCAGAGAGGAGGUGGCGGUGGUUGGGGUAACCAAGACUUUGGUAACUAUGGUCAACAAAGCUACAGUGGGGGACCUACAAGAAGUCAACAAUAUAGCAAUAACCGCGCUUCACCAUAUAGUAUGAACCAGGGAGGUGGCGGUGGAGGUUAUGGAAGUGGAAGCUAUGGAGGUGGUCAAGGAAGAGGAGGAAGAUAUUAA
Messenger RNA from Parnassius apollo (apollo), 585 nucleotides. The record is from the annotation of a GenBank genome assembly. NCBI's taxonomy places the organism in Eukaryota, Metazoa, Arthropoda, Insecta, Lepidoptera, Papilionidae.